Molecule: messenger RNA, 2469 nt
Organism: Arabidopsis lyrata subsp. lyrata
Lineage: Eukaryota; Viridiplantae; Streptophyta; Magnoliopsida; Brassicales; Brassicaceae
Product: putative pectinesterase/pectinesterase inhibitor 38
Exons: 3
Coding region: 182-1666 (494 amino acids)
Biological process (GO): cell wall modification
Molecular function (GO): pectinesterase inhibitor activity; pectinesterase activity
Source: RefSeq, a predicted model, not a curated record
UGAUGGAACAAAAACUACAAAGACAAUUCAAUUAACAGAAGGUUAGAAGUUAGAACUGCAACAUGCGUUAGUUCACAUUUAAAAGUUAAAACCAAUCCAAUUUGUAACUUAAAAUAUUAUGGGAAAUUAUCUAUAAAAACCAUCAUGCAUAUCAUAUGUUACCUCAGUGAAACAUCAAACGAUGAGGGGUGGAGUAAUUGUAACAUGUUUCUUGAUAAUUCUGAUAACUGAUGUUGCCUCAAUGGUUUUUGGAAAUGAAAUGUGUGAUGAAACGCCGCACCCGAGUGAAUGCAAGACUCUGCUGAUUGAACACAAACCCAUAAGAAGCACUAAACAGUUCUUGCAAGUGUCCGUAGAACGAACACUAGAUGGAGCUGUCAAAGCCAAGAGCGACACGUACUCUCUUGGGCCACAAUUUGGCUCAAAGCAAGCUUGGGAGGACUGUAUGGAUCUGUACGAGCAGACUAUCCACAGGCUCAACCAGAGUGUGCUGUGUCCCAAGAACGCGUGCUCUAGAUCAGACGUGCAAGCAUGGCUCAGCACCGCACUCACCAACCUAGACACAUGUCAGGAAGAGAUGUCAGAACUCGGUGUCUCGUCUCAUUCCUUGGAGAGCAUUACCAUUGAUGUCAUUAACACCUUGGCCAUCAACAAGAGGACGGAACCAAACGGGAAGGUGUUUGGGGUAUCGAAAGUAACAAUGAAAAUACCGUCUAUAGGUAAAAAAGUGGAUGUAGUGGUGGCUCAAGAUGGCUCCGGGGACUACAAGACCAUCCAAGAGGCCGUGAAUGGUGCCGGAGAGAGGCCCAAAGGAAGCCCUAGGUAUGUCAUACAUGUCAAGCAAGGCAUUUACGAGGAAUAUGUCAAUAUAGGAAUCAAGUCUAAUAACAUCAUGAUCGUUGGCGAUGGUAUGGGCAAAACCAUAAUCACCGGUGACAAAAGCAAGGGCCGAGGAUUUUCCACUUUCAAGUCCGCCACUUUUGUGGCUGAAGGGGAUGGUUUCGUGGGGCGAGACAUAACGAUCAGGAACACGGCAGGACCGGAAAACCAUCAGGCGGUGGCUCUCAGAUCGGAUUCAGACAUGUCAGUGUUUUACAGAUGUAGCAUUGAAGGCUAUCAAGACACACUCUACGUCCACUCCGGUCGUCAGUUUUUCAGGGAGUGCGACAUAUACGGCACUGUCGACUUCAUUUUCGGAAACGCCGCUGCUUUUUUCCAGAACUGUCUGAUAUUUGCACGUAACCCACCGAAUGGAGUCAACACCAUAACGGCACAGAGCCGGUUCAACCCGAAUCAGACAACAGGAAUCGUAAUCCAUAACUCCGUGGUGAAAGGAGCUCCGGGGGUACAGUUAGGAGGCGUGAAAACGUAUCUGGGGCGUCCAUGGAGGUCGUACGCACGGACGGUGGUGAUGGGGACGCAUCUUGAUACGUUGAUCGAACCCAAAGGAUGGAUCGAUUGGGGUAAUGUAACGGCGCUAAGCACGUUGUACUACGGGGAGUAUCAAAACUUGGGACCGGGUUCGGGUACAGAGAACCGGGUUGAUUGGGCCGGGUUUCACGUGAUAUCUGAUAUCAAUGAAGCUCGACAGUUUACGUUACCCAAAUUCAUCGACGCUGCUUCAUGGUUGCCACCUACCAAAGUGCCUUUCACCAUCAAUCUCUAAUAACAUACUAGAACUCAUUUUUGUAACGUCCAUCAAAGUAUAGAUCUAAAAAAGGCCCGUUCGAUUUUUUUCUUUCUAUUAGAGCCCACAUGUUGGCAUUUUACACAAUAUAGCCUUUACUGUUUCUUCUUCUGUUUUUGUUUCCUCUAAUAAACUUGUAAUAUUCUUUUGGGUUUUGUCUUCUUAUCAACAAAUUAUAUGAUUUCUGAAUUGAAUGAUCUUUAUUAAAGAAUACAAAAAUAAAAUCCUAUAAGAAUGUGCACAAGAGGUAUAUAUGGAAAAUAAAUAUCUAAGAUAUAUUAGAAAGAUACUAAUUAACUCUCUUUUUAGAUGGAACAUUUGAGGAGACUUGGCAUCGUGAAAGUGGCUUAGUUAGAAAAUCCAUCAAUUGAUCUUGAAUAUGUAACAAGAAAAUAAACAAGAUAUCAACGCCUAAUUAAAUACUCUUUUUGUGUCUGGUUAGCUGCUCUAAACCGACUCUCAACAGGGGACCGCAUGAUCCACUGGAACAGAUGACAGUCUGCAGCUUGUGUGCUCUGCAACAACGCACUAGAAACGCAGGAUCAUUUAUUUUUCACCUGUGAUUUUGCUUCUGCAGUAUGGUAUGACUUAGCAAAGAAUGUCUACGGUGCAAGCUAUUCCACGAACUGGCAUGAUCUGAUGGUUUUCAUCUCUGGCAAUUGGAAAAAUCGAAUCGAAAGUUUCAUUGUGAGGUACCCCUUUCAAGCAAUGACACACACCAUUUGGCGGGAGAGAAAUGGAAGAAAGCAUGGGGAAAAGCCGAAGUCUACAGCUCUCCUAAU